UAGUGCGUGGUGGGAAGGGGCGGGAUUCUGCCAGCCGCGGCUGCCGCUGGAGCCGGUGUCCGGGCUGGUGAUGGGGUUAAUUCCCUUUCGUAAGACUCUUACUUGCACCCACCCAGCCCUGCCGUCGCCCCGCAGCGCCGCACUCCAACCGCCUCCUCCUCCUCAGUAACGCGGGCCACUGAAAGGUAUGAUAUAUUUGAUCCAAGACAGUCCAUUUCAGUCCAGAAAUCUACAGUGGUGACAAGGACAUGGGACUCCUUCUGCCAGAUUCCAGAUGGUUCAAUACAAUUGACAUCCUGGCUGACAACUGUGAAAAAGAACCUUGGAUUAUUUUAUUUUAUUUUUGUGGGACUCCACAAUUCCAAAUCCAUAGGACACAUCAGGCUUCAAGUUCCGUGUAGAAUUCUAAAAUAACCUUUGCUGAUGAGGAUGUCUGAUACUGUUACUGUAAAAAAUGAAACUGAAACAAUGAAGGAUUUGGAGGCAGAAGUGAAAGAUACAACCAGAGUUGAGAAUCUUACUAAAUCAGAAAACUAUGGGAAGAUUUUGGCAGAGAAGAAUGAACGUUGUAUUGACAACAAUAUUGAUUUGCAGCGGCCAUUGCAGUCAUUUGGACAGACAGGAAAAAGGUCUAAGUCAAGCUCAAAGUUAAAGCUAGUUCGGAGCCUUGCAGUGUGUGAAGAAUCUCCACCACCCCCUACAACAGAGAUAUCACAGGAAAACCAGGAGAAAAUUCAGAUCCAGUUAACACAAUCAUUUGAAAAAGAGGAGAAGCCCUCAAAAGAUGAAGCAGAAAAAGAAAAAGCCAAUGAUAAGUUGCCCAGAAAAAUGUUAUCAAGAGAUUCCAGUCAAGAAUAUACUGAUUCAACUGGCAUAGAUCUACAUGAAUUUUUAGUAAAUACAUUAAAAAACAAUCCCAGGGACAGAAUGAUGCUGUUGAAAUUGGAACAAGAAAUUUUAGAUUUCAUUGGUAAUAAUGAGUCUCCACGUAAAAAAUUCCCCCCAAUGACAUCUUACCACAGGAUGCUAUUGCACAGAGUAGCCGCUUACUUUGGAUUAGACCACAAUGUUGAUCAGAGUGGGAAGUCUGUCAUAGUAAACAAAACUAGUAAUACAAGAAUACCUGAUCAGAAAUUUAAUGAACAUAUUAAGGAUGAUAAAGGUGAAGACUUUCAGAAACGAUAUAUCCUCAAGAGAGAUAACUCUAGCUUUGACAAAGAUGAUAACCAGAUGAGAAUACGUUUGAAAGAUGACAGAAGAAGCAAAUCUAUAGAAGAAAGAGAAGAAGAGUACCAGAGAGCUAGAGACCGUAUAUUUUCCCAAGAUUCCCUGUGUUCCCAAGAGAAUUAUAUUAUUGACAAAAGAAUCCAAGAUGAGGAUGCUAGUAGUACCCAGCAGAGGCGCCAGAUAUUUAGAGUUAAUAAAGAUGCUUCAGGGAGAUCAACAAAUAGCCAUCAAAGCAGCACUGAGAAUGAGCUGAAGUAUUCUGAACCGCGACCCUGGAGCAGCACAGAUUCCGACAGCUCUCUCCGAAACUUCAAGCCUGCUGUAACCAAAGCCAGCAGCUUCAGUGGAAUUUCAGUCUUGACAAGAGGUGAUAGUUCUGGAAGCAGCAAAAGCAUAGGCAGGCUUUCAAAAACAGGUUCUGAGUCUUCUGGUAGUGUAGGGUCAUCUACGGGCUCUCUUUCUCACAUCCAGCAGCCUCUUCCAGGUACAGCUCUCAGCCAGUCUUCUCAUGGCGCACCUGUCGUCUAUCCAACUGUCAGCACUCAUAGUUCUCUUUCCUUUGAUGGUGGCCUAAAUGGGCAAGCCGCAUCUCCUAGUACUAGCUUCUUUUUGCUUCCCUUGGAAGCGGCAGGCAUACCACCUGGCAGUAUUCUGAUCAACCCACAAACAGGUCAGCCCUUCAUAAACCCAGAUGGGAGUCCAGUUGUGUAUAACCCCCCUAUGACUCAACAAUCAGUUAGAACCCAAGUGCCUGGACCUCCACAGCCACCUCUGCCACCCCCACCACCUCAGCAAGCAGCUAAUCACAUUUUCUCACAGCAGGACACCCUUGGAUCUCAGUUUAGCCACAUGAGUCUUGCCCGCCAGCCAUCUGCAGAUGGUUCUGACCCUCAUGCUACCAUGUUCCAGUCCACUGUUGUUCUUCAGUCCCCACAGCAGUCUGGUUAUAUCAUGACAGCAGCUCCUCCACCACCGCCACCACCACCCCCUCCUCCUCCCCCGCCCCCUCCUCCUCCGCCACCUCCUCCCCCUCCCCUACCACCUGGGCAGCCAGUCCCUACUGCUGGCUACUCUGCUUCUGGUCAUCAUGUCAGCCAGUCUGUGCUCCAGCAGCAGGGAUACAUUCAGCAGCCCUCACCACAGAUGCCAGCCUGUUAUUGUGCUCCAGGCCACUAUCACCCCAGUCAACCUCAGUAUCGCCCAGUCCCUUCUGUCCAUUACAAUUCACAUCUAAACCAACCACUGCCACAGCCUGCACAGCAGACAGGUUACCAAGUUAUGCCCAACCAGCAACAAAACUACCAAGGAAUAGUUGGAGUUCAGCAACCCCAGAGUCAAAGCCUCGUUGGUGGCCAACCAAACGGCAUUGGAAAUCAGAUUCAAGGAGUGGUCAUCCCCUAUCCUUCAGUGCCAUCAUAUCAGGUUUCACUGCCUCAAGGUUCUCAAGGAAUUGCCCAUCAGACUUAUCAACAGCCUGUUAUUUUCUCUAAUCAAUCUAAUCAAGGAUCUAUGCCCACCUCAUCAGUAGGUUACUUGCAACAUCCAGGAUCAGAACAAGUACAGUUUCCUCGAACUACUUCACCAUGCAGUUCUCAGCAGCUUCAUAGCCACCAGUGUGCAGCUGUUCCACCUCCACCACCUGGUGGAGGAAUGGUGAUGAUGCAGCUCAAUGUACCAAACAAUCCACAGUCUCGUGCCCACUCACCCCCCCAGUGGAAGCAAAACAAAUAUUACUGUGAUCACCAGAGAGGACAAAAGUGUGUGGAGUUUAGCAAUGUAGACAAUAUUGUUCAGCACAGCCCUCAACUCAACAGCCCCAUUACUUCACCAGCUCAGUCACCAGCACCAGCUCAGCUAUCCACCCUGAAAACUGUCCGUCCUUCUGGACCACCACUUUCCAUCAUACCUCAGUUUUCUAGACCUUUUAUUCCUGGGCAAGGAGAUGCCAGAUAUCCAUUACUUGGCCAACCACUGCAGUACAACCCUCCUGCUGUUCUGCACGGACACAUUCCAGCUCAACAGGGUCAGUCUGGCAAUAGACAUGGAAACCGAGGAAGGAGACAAGCUAAAAAAGCUGCAUCCACUGACCUUGGUGCAGGAGAAGCAGUUGUUGGGAAGGUCUUGGAAAUUACCGAACUACCAGAUGGAAUAACUCGCAUGGAAGCCGAGAAGCUUUUUGGGGAACUCUUUAAAAUUGGCGCCAAGAUCCGGUGGCUGCGCGACCCCCAGUCCCAGCCCCAGUUGCGUCGUCACCCCCUCUGCUGUGGCAGUGGGGACAACACUGUCAAUUCUGAACGCUCUAAACCCAGUGACUUGGCCUCCACAUACACCGUCUUAGCUACAUUCCCUUCCAUUUCAGCUGCGCAGAAUGCAUUGAAGAAACAAAUUAACUCAGUUAACAAGUUUAAACUGAGAACAAGCAAGAAGCACUAUGACUUUCACAUUUUGGAAAGGGCAAGUUCUCAGUAACAGAGCCACCUGGGACCCUUGGCCUUUAUGAUUCCCCCUGUCCUCUCCCAUCUUUAAUUGGCUUGGUAUUUGGAGCUUCUGUUAACAUGAUAGAGACUCCUAGAAUGUGUGGUCAUGGCGUUACUGCUUUUGAAGACAGGCCAGUGUUCAGCAAAGACGGGGAAAAAUACACACUUCACCCCAAAUGACUGUAAGAAUUUACAUCAGAAUGAUACAGAGUUAGCAGCUUUUUCUGAGGAAAUGCUGUUCAAAUGCCUCCUAACUUUUAUAGUUAUUUUGUUUUAUAUUUCUGAAUUCUUGUAUCAGAUCCAAAGCUCUAUUGUACAGCAAAUUAUUCUUCAAAAUGAUUACAACCAGUUGCAACCUGUAUUCCUUUUUUGCAGCCAGCACAGUGUGACCCAACAUAGAAUUUGGGGGAAAAAGAAUGCAGGAGUAGAAUAACCAAGUCAAAACCAUGUGCUAUCUUUUUGAGGGGCUGAAGGGAGUGACUAAGGAGAGCCCACAAAUAGAUUACUCUUCCCCUGUAUCUCUAAACAUAGAAACAAUUUCCAGAAAAUACAGAAUUCCCUCAUAGGGUCCUUUCCUUAUUCAUUUAGGUAGUAUGGACAUUAAGUGUAAAGUAAAUUAUGUUCUUAAUGCCUCUUAAACCACUUAGACUCAAAGGGGAAUAGGAAUCAUUCUAGGCAGGAAAAUACUUCCACAUUUUUUUAAGUGUCCCUCCAAUAACUAAAUGCCACUUAUUUGCAUUCCCCUCCCCUCCUUGUGGAUUUUUUGUCACCUAAGGAAAUACAUUUGAUGAGUGCUGGAAACUUCUUAAGUGGUUUAAAAUUUGUUUUCAUUGUUUGCAGCGGAUCACUGGACAUCAAAGAUUCAUUGCACUUAUGAACAAGGAACCUUUUUUUCAAUUUCUGUGUAAUUUGCAAGGCUGUACAAUGUGUGCUGAUGCAAGCCUUUUUCAGUUCAAGAGAAUAAAUGUUUACAAAUAUAGA
Messenger RNA from Pteropus alecto (black flying fox), 4685 nucleotides. RefSeq names its product R3H domain containing 1 (gene R3HDM1). Lineage: Eukaryota; Metazoa; Chordata; Mammalia; Chiroptera; Pteropodidae. The coding region runs from base 424 to 3696 and encodes 1090 amino acids. Gene Ontology annotation, molecular function: nucleic acid binding. The transcript has 26 exons. The record is from RefSeq and is a predicted model, not a curated record.